UAAGCAUAAAUCAUUCGUCGCUCAAACAAUUCCCUCUCCUUUCUCUCUCUUGUUUUUCUCAAUUCUCAACCAACUUUUUUGCACUGAAAAUGGUGUUGGUGUCCAGCAAUGCAAACAACUUACUCUCAAAACUUGCCAAAGGCAACGGCCACGGCGAGGAUUCUCCUUAUUUCGACGGCUGGAAAGCCUACGACACUGAUCCAUUUCACCCCAUAAUGAACCCUCGUGGAGUUAUUCAAAUGGGUUUGGCUGAAAAUCAGCUUUCUUUUGAAUUCGUGGAGGAUUGGAUUAAGAACAACCCACAAGCUUCCAUUUGUUCUGUGGAAGGACUGGAUGAGUUUAAGGACAUAGCUAUCUUCCAGGACUACCAUGGAUUGCCUGAGUUUAGAAACGCUGUGGCGAAUUUUAUGGGAAAAGUGAGAGGCGACCGAGUCAAAUUCGAUCCUGACCGAGUUGUCAUGAGUGGUGGAGCAACUGGAGCUCAUGAAACGGUGGCGUUUUGUUUGGCUGAUCCUGGUGAAGCGUUUCUAGUGCCAGUUCCUUACUAUCCAGGAUUCGAUAGAGAUUUAAGGUGGCGAACCGGAGUGAAAAUAGUUCCAGUCGUAUGCAAUAGCUCAAACAACUUCAAAUUAACAAGAGAAGCCUUAGAAACAGCCUACGAGAAAGCUCAAGAAUCCAACAUCAAAAUCAAAGGCUUACUCAUUACAAACCCUUCAAAUCCACUUGGCAUAGUGUACGAUAGACAAACUCUUGAAACUGCUGUAGCAUUCAUCAACCAAAAGAAGAUCCACUUGGUUUGCGACGAAAUCUAUGCUGCUACUGUCUUCACUGAGCCUGGCUUCAUUAGUAUCUCCGAAGUAAUUGAAAAUGACACCAAAUGUGACAAGAAUUUGAUCCAUGUGGUUUAUAGCCUCUCCAAAGAUAUGGGAUUCCCUGGAUUUCGCGUUGGUAUUAUCUACUCUUAUAAUGAUGCGGUCGUCAACUGUGCUCGAAAGAUGUCGAGCUUUGGCCUCGUGUCGUCGCAAACACAACAUUUGAUUGCGUCGAUGUUGUCCGAUGAUGAGUUUGUCGAGAGCUUCCUUGUUGGGAGUGCUAAGAAACUUGCUGCACGUCAUCGAAAUUUUACUAGAGGACUCGCUCAGGUCGGAAUUGGAUAUUUGAGAGGAAGUGGGGGAUUGUUCUUAUGGAUGGAUUUGCGUCAUCUAUUGACAGAGAAGACAUUGGAAGCGGAAAUGGCGCUAUGGAGAGUGAUAAUCAACGACGUGAAGCUGAAUGUGUCGCCGGGGUCGUCUUUCCAUUGCUCGGAGCCGGGAUGGUUUAGAGUUUGCUUCGCGAACAUGGACGACAACACGAUGGAGAUAUCCAUAACGAGAAUUAGAAACUUUGUGCUACAAAACAAGGAGGUAACAACGAAGAUUAAGAAACAGAAGUUCUGCUGGCGCCAAAGCAGCCUUGAACUUAGGCUGUCGUCUCGAAGGCUUGAGGACAUAAUGUCGCCGCACUCGCCAUUGCCUCAGUCGCCAAUGCUGCGUGCUACAACUUGAAGCGGACGAUAUGGAUGUUUUGACAAGCUUAACAAAAUUUACUUGUUUAACUGUUAGGGGUGGUUCAUUUGAUUGAUUGAUUCAUCCAUUUUUUGUUUGUAAUAAUUUGUGAGUUGUGCGCUUU
Molecule: messenger RNA, 1668 nt
Organism: Cucurbita maxima (winter squash)
Lineage: Eukaryota; Viridiplantae; Streptophyta; Magnoliopsida; Cucurbitales; Cucurbitaceae
Product: 1-aminocyclopropane-1-carboxylate synthase
Exons: 5
Coding region: 90-1544 (484 amino acids)
Biological process (GO): amino acid metabolic process; biosynthetic process
Molecular function (GO): pyridoxal phosphate binding; transaminase activity
Source: RefSeq, a predicted model, not a curated record